AAAACCUACAAAAAAAGGCUCCUAUUUCUCACCAUUAAUUGUUUGAGGAAAACCAUUCCUAGUCUUUCUAAAAACCCACAAAGAAAGGUUCGAUCUUUUUCCAAUUGGUUUUCCAAGGCAGCCAUUGAAGUCCUAGAUGAAAUUCCCCUUCGAACAAUCGAAAAUGAGAAGAAAUAUAUUGAGAAUACUUUUUGCAUACAUCCCACCAUAAGCCUUAGAGAGGCCUCUUCAAGCCCCCAACUUUUAUCCCAAUUGAUAAGAAAAUGCCUACAUUUCAGAAAUAUAAAAUGUGGAAAGCAAGUCCAUGGCAUAUGUAUUUCAUCUGGCAUUGAAAACUAUGUUGUUUUGAAUAAUAAUUUGAUACUUUUCUACUGUAAAUGUCGUGAUCUAAACGAUGCCCGAAAAGUGUUUGAUAGAAUGCUUGAAAGAAAUAGUGUUACGUGGACUGUUACGAUCUCUGGUUAUGUUCAAAAUGGGUAUUUCUUCGAGUCUCUUAGGUUGUUUAAUGAAAUGAGGAAGUUGUGUUUUGCUAUUGAUCAAUAUGCAUUGUCAGUCAUGCUGCGUGCUUGCGUAGCGACCAUGUCUCUGAUCUUGGGUCGGCAAAUUCAUGCUCUUUUGAUCAAAUUUGGAACUGGAUUUUCUGUUUUUCUGGGCAAUAUAGUUAUUGAUAUGUAUGUUAAGUGUUUUUGCUUGGAAGAUGCUAAUAAAUUCUUGGAUGAAAUGCCUGAGAGGAGUGUUGUUUCUUGGACUAGUGUCAUUGCUGGCUACACAAGGGACAGUGAUUGUCUAGAGGGGUUUGAGCUUUUUACAAGGAUGGUUCGAGAGGGUCAUCGACCUGAUCAAUCGGCUUUUGCCAGUGUUUUAAGGGGUACUUCAGUCCAUGAUUUGAAACCGGGGAUCCAACUUCAUGGGUUUGCUCUGAAAACUGGGUUUGAAGCCGAUUUGAUAGUGGGAUGUGCCAUUGUUGACCUUUAUUUGAAAUGCUCUAGUCUAAAUGAAGCCAAAAGAUUAUUUUCUCUGAUGCCUCAGAAAAGUGUGAUCUCGUGGACUACCAUGAUUGUGGGGUACGUUUGUCAUGGGCAUUCGAUGGAUGCAUUGGAUCUCUUUCUUAAGAUGAGGCAAAUGGGAAUGGAGGGGGAUGAGUAUACUGCAUCAGCUAUUCUCAGAGCUUGUGCUAUGGCAGUGGCUCUAGAGCAAGGGAAGCAAGCACAUUGUUAUAUUAUCAAAAGAGGGCUAGAAUUGGAUGUAUCAGUGACUAAUGCACUCAUCGACAUGUAUGGGAAGUGUGGUGAUAUUCUUAGUGCCCAUGAUGUAUUUUUAGCGGAAAAAGAACCAGACUUAGCGUCAUGGAAUGCUAUGAUAUGCGGAUUUGCCCAGCAUGGUCAUGGGAAAGAAGCAAUUGAGUUUUUUGAGAGAAUGAAAAGGCUAGGAGUGGACCCUGAUGCAAUUACCUUUGUGGGGGUUCUCUCUGGUUGCAGCCAUGGUGGCCUAGUGGAGGAAGGCUCAGCUUACUUUAGAAUGAUGACACAGAAAUAUAAGAUAACUCCCACAGAAGAGCAUUCUGGUUGCAUGGUAGACCUUUACGGUAGAGCUGGGUUAAUAGGUGAAGCUUUGAGGUUCAUUAGAGAGAUGGGUGUGAAGCCAGGUGAUUCAGUUUGGGGUGCUUUACUCGGGGCUUGUAGAAUUCAUGGGAACAUUAGGGUUGCUGAAAAGGCAGUAAAUGAACUAAUGGAGCUUAUGCCAGAGAACCCAGUAGCAUAUAUAUGCCUAGCAAAUAUUUAUGCUGCAGCUGGUCGGUGGCAGGAUGUGGGUUUUAUGAGGAAGUUAAUGGCAGAGAAGGGUAUUAAGAAAGUUGCUGGGUGCAGCUGGAUUCAACUGGAGAAUAAGGUCCAUAUGUUUGUUGUUGGAGAUGGAAAUCACCCACAAUGGAAAGAUAUAAAUAGUGCGUUGGGAAUUCUUUCAGUUCAUAUGACAGAUAUAGGUUCAUUACCAAAUUAUCCAAUUCAUAUUGGAAUUCUCUUUGAAACUUGAAAUCCAAAGAUAUUUUAAUGUUGGUAUUCUGUCCAUGCUAACCAGUUUGUAUUGAAUCAGUGUCUGAAACAAUACUGAUAUGUACACUCAAAUAAUACAGAAAGUUUGCGUUCUUCCUAUGUUUUGUGUUGCAUCAAUCACUAUACAAGUCCCUGUGUCCUUGUGUUAAACUUCUUGUAUCGAGAGAAUCCUUAAUUCUUACGUGCUGCUCCAGUACUGUUUUAUUCUGACAUUGAUUCAUUACUUUAAGAGUAACAAAUGAAGCCCUCAAUCAUGGGCAAUUUGACAUAAUUGUAUUUCUUCUACUUCUACGGCUGUGCUUUUG
Molecule: messenger RNA, 2356 nt
Organism: Amborella trichopoda
Lineage: Eukaryota; Viridiplantae; Streptophyta; Magnoliopsida; Amborellales; Amborellaceae
Source: RefSeq, a predicted model, not a curated record